AAAAACAUUAUUAGGAAAAGCAGAAUCUUAGCUGGAUCCACCACUACCUAAAUUUUACUCUCAACUUUCUCCCCUUUUCUCCCUCUGAUUCAACCUUUUCCCAUACACACACAUUCAACAUACUUCCUUCUCUCUCCCACAUUUGGAAAGAGAGAGAGAAACAAGACUCUCACACCCAACACAAUGUGCAGCACCAUCUUCAUCUUCAUCUUCAUCCUCAUUGCACCCUUCUUCCCCCAAACAACACCCACACCCAUCCACAGAAGAAUCCUCCACCAACCCCUUCUCCCCCAAGGAGCCUCACCCCCUCCCUCACAGCCCCCAACCCCACCACCAUCCCCAAACCCUUCACCUCCAAACCCAAAGUACCCAUUUUCAGCAACACCCAACACCAAUGCCUCCACACCAUUCUUCCCCACAUACCCAUCACCACCACCGCCACCCUCUCCCUCAGCCUAUGCUUCCUUCCCAGCUAACAUAUCCUCCCUCAUCCUCCCCCAAUCCCCCAAAUCCAAAUCCUCCGCCAAACUCCUCGCCGUCGCCAUCGCCUCCGUCGCCUCCGCCCUCGCCGUCGUCGCCCUCUCCGCCUUCGUAUACUGCCGCCGCCGCCGCAAGCACUACUCCGCCGACGACAAAACCCUCAGAUCCGACAGCAGCAUCCGCCUCUUCCCCCGCGAGCCACCCCCCGCCGCCGGCGCUGCCCGGAAAUCCAGAAACACUUCCUCCACCAGCUCUGAGUUUCUCUACCUCGGCACCAUUGUUAACUCCCGCGGCGGUGGCGGUGUCGAUGACCUUUCCGACCCACGCGCCGCCGCGUUGAACCCCCGGAAAAUGGACUCGCCGGAGCUCCAGCCGCUGCCGCCGCUGGCGAGACAGGCCUCCAGGCUCCGCGAGGAGGCUACUCCGCAAGAGGACGAUGAAGAGGAGUUCUACUCGCCGAGAGGGUCGUUGAACGGAAGAGAAGGCUCCGCCGGAACCGGAUCGGGUUCCCGGCGAGUUUACGCUCCAUCCUUGUCCACACUCUCGUCUCCGUCGCCGGCUUUCGGUCAGCACGUGCCUUCGUCGUCAAUGUCGUCGUCGCCGGAGCGGAGGGAAUGCCAGUCGCCGUCGCUCUCGCCACUCUCUCUGUCGCCGAAGAAAAACCCAGAUGGUGAAUCUGUCCCGGGACACGUUGUGCUCGAAAAGACGGAUUCUUUUGGCUCAUCUAAGGAGAAAAACGAAGGUGGGUCGCCGAGACUGUCGAAUGCUUCUUCUGUUGGGAAGUCGUCGGCGUUUUCUCUGCCGUCGCCUGAAAGAGGAAUGAACUUGCAUCACGGGUUGGAUCAGUCUCCGACCAUAUCCGAUGUUUCAGAUCGGUAUCGGCAUUCUCCUCUUUCAUCACUGCCUCUGUCGCCGACGUUGCUUUCGUCACCGGAGAUAGAGUUGAACCCUCAGCCUCAGCCUCAGCCUCAGCCUCAACCUCAACCUCAGCCUCAGCCUCAGCCACCACCUUCUCGGAAGCACUGGGAGAUUCCUGACUUGUUGACCCCAAUUAGCGAAUCACCAAACUUUUCAGCUCCACAGAGGAAACAAUGGGAAAUUCCGGUUCUUUCGGUACCAAUUGGUCAAUCUAGUAGUGUUUUAGCCCCUCCUCCGCCACCUCCACCACCUCCACCGCCACUACCGGUGGUGCGGCAGCGGAAGCAGUGGGAGGUGCCGUUGCCUUCUCCGGUUACCCCGGUGGGUCAACCGGUUUCAAGGCCGCCGGCACUGACGCCUCCUUCUAGGCCUUUUGUGUUGCAAACCCCAAAUACUAAGGUUUCUCCUGUUGAGUUGCCACCUGCUAGUUCUCAGAGUUUUGAGGAGAAUCCUGAGGAGAUGUCUAAACCUAAGUUGAAGCCUUUGCAUUGGGACAAAGUGAGAGCCAGCUCUGAUCGUGAGAUGGUGUGGGAUCAAUUGAGGUCCAGUUCUUUUAAGUUGAAUGAAGAGAUGAUUGAAACUUUGUUUGUAGUGAACACACCAAACCCAAAACCCAAGGAUACUACACCUCGCUCAGUUCUUGCCCCUCAAAAUCAGGAGGAUAGGGUGCUGGAUCCUAAAAAGUCUCAAAACAUCGCUAUCUUGUUAAGAGCACUUAAUGUGACCAUAGAAGAAGUGUGUGAAGCACUGUUAGAAGGUAUUACUGAUACACUUGGAACUGAACUACUUGAAAGCUUGCUAAAAAUGGCACCAAGCAAGGAGGAAGAACGCAAAUUGAAGGAACAUAAAGAUGAUUCUCCAACCAAGCUUGGUCCUGCUGAGAAAUUUUUGAAGGCAGUGCUUGAUGUGCCUUUCGCAUUUAAAAGGGUAGAAGCAAUGCUUUACAUAGCUAAUUUUGAGUCAGAACUGGAGUAUCUUAGGAAAUCCUUUCAAACUUUGGAGACUGCCUGUGAGGAGCUGCGAAACAGUAGAAUGUUCUUGAAGCUUCUAGAGGCCGUGCUCAAAACCGGGAACCGCAUGAAUGUGGGGACAAACCGUGGGGAUGCACAGGCAUUCAAGCUUGACACGCUUCUCAAGCUGGUUGAUGUCAAAGGCGCAGACGGGAAAACCACUCUACUUCACUUCGUUGUACAAGAAAUCAUCAGAACCGAAGGUGCUCGUCUCUCAGGUACCACCAACCAAGCCCCAAAUGUGAAUUCAAACGAUGAUGCCAAGUGCAGACGGCUCGGCCUGCAAGUGGUCUCCAGUCUAAGUUCAGAUCUAGCAAACGUGAAGAAGGCCGCCGUGAUGGACUCGGAAGUCCUCAGCAGCGAGGUCUCAAAACUCUCCAAAGGAAUUGCACACAUUGCAGAGGUUGUGCAGUUGAAUGAAAAUGCAGGGUCAGAUGAGAGCAGCCAGAAGUUCAAAGAGUCAAUGAACAAGUUCAUGAAGAUGGCUGAGGAGGAGAUUCUAAAAGUCCAAGCCCAAGAAAGUGUUGCUCUAUCACUUGUGAAGGAGAUCACAGAGUAUUUCCAUGGGAACUUGUCAAAGGAAGAAGCUCAUCCAUUUAGAAUCUUCAUGGUAGUGAGAGACUUCUUAACAGUUCUUGAUAGGGUGUGCAAAGAAGUUGGUAUGAUAAAUGAGAAAACCAUGGUUAGUUCUGCACAUAGAUUCCCUGUCCCAGUGAACCCUAUGCUUCCACAACCACUUCCUGGACUCAUUGGAAAGAGACAUUACAGUUCCUCAGAUGAUGACAGUCCUUCACCUUAGCUGCAUGUGUAUCACUCAUGUCAGUGUCACAUCUUUUUGGCUGUCAGGAACAACCUGGAACCAGGUGAUUUUGAAGGGUCUGGGGGUGCAUGUAUGUUCUGGCCCAUUUUUUUUUUUCUUGUUAAAUUGUAAAAAUCCUUGUAAAAGAUUUGAGUUAUAUAUAUUAUAGAUUAUAUAUAGAGUAGAAGAUUUUCUUUGGGAAAAAGAAGCUUUGCCAUAUAUGAAUAGGAUAUGUAUUUUUACUAAGUUUGUUAUGUACAAAGCUAUUCAAUUGCAGAUGAGUCCUGGUUACAAAUGCUCUUUGGAAGAGUGUAAUUU
Cajanus cajan (pigeon pea) is the source of this 3525-nucleotide messenger RNA. NCBI's taxonomy places the organism in Eukaryota, Viridiplantae, Streptophyta, Magnoliopsida, Fabales, Fabaceae. The record is from RefSeq and is a predicted model, not a curated record.